Messenger RNA from Papaver somniferum (opium poppy), 1747 nucleotides. Its product is annotated as protein trichome birefringence-like 6. NCBI's taxonomy places the organism in Eukaryota, Viridiplantae, Streptophyta, Magnoliopsida, Ranunculales, Papaveraceae. The transcript is spliced from 5 exons. The record is from RefSeq and is a predicted model, not a curated record. Gene Ontology annotation, molecular function: O-acetyltransferase activity. Gene Ontology annotation, cellular component: Golgi apparatus. Bases 232 to 1746 code for a protein of 504 amino acids.
CCUUACCUGUUACACUCUUCCACUUCUCUGUCUCGUCGUGUUGAUUUCUUUCUUUCUUUACCAUUUUUUAAACACUUUUUUCUCUUUCAACCAACAUCUAUCUUCUUGUUUUUCUCCUUUCAUUAACUAUACACCAUCUCAAAAACUGUGUACCUUUUUCAUCUCAUCUUCUUCUUCAUCUCUUCUUGGCUUUUGGGGUUUCUUCUUCUUUCAUGGAAAUCAAGACAAAAAAUGGAAAAACAAAGAAGUUUUUCAUUCAAGUCGAGAAGUAAAUUUCUAGUCUUUUUCUUCAUUGUAUCUUCUUCAGUUCUCUUCUUUUCAUUUCUAUCUGUAUGGGUUUUUCAAGUUGCCCCUUUAAACCAUCAGUUAAAAUUUCAAUCUUUUUCAAGUUUGAGUCAUACCCUUGUCAUCAAACCUCGUAAUUCUACAGAUAAUGUUAUUAGAAAUGGGAGUUUGAGCAAACCCCAGUACAACAAAUCAGAUCAUUCUUCUUCUAUACAAGUUCAAGUUUUAGUAAAAGGUGUUGAUGAUGAGAAGAAGAAGAUUAAAGAGAAAAUAAAGGUCAAGGAAUCUGAGAUAGUUCUAGGUAACAAGAAUGCUGCUAAUUUUACAAGUCCUGAUAUUAUUAGUAAAGUUACUAAAAAAGUUGAUAUUUUAAUGGUAAAUGAGAAUAAUACCAAUAUUGAAGUGGAGAAAAGAGUUAAUAGUAAAUGUGAUAUAUUAAAUGGGACAUGGGUGUUUGAUGAAAGCUAUCCUUUGUAUAAGAGUGAUUCAUGUCCCUUCAUUGAUGAAGGUUUUAGUUGUGAAGCUAAUGGAAGAUUGAACACAAAUUAUAUGAAGUGGAGAUGGCAACCUCAUGACUGUAACAUCCCAAGGUUUGAUGCAGUGAAAAUGCUGGAAUUGAUUAGAGGGAAAAGACUAGUGUUUGUAGGAGAUUCAAUUAACAGGAAUCAGUGGGAGUCAAUGCUGUGUUUAUUAAAAUCAGCUAUUACUGAUCCAAAACGUGUUUUCGAGACUCAUGGAAGGAGGAUUACUAAAGAGAAAGGCAAUUACAGUUUCAAAUUUCUGGAUUAUAAAUGUACAGUUGAAUAUUAUGUUAGUCAUUUCUUAGUUCAUGAGGGUAAAGGGAGAGUUGGUUCAAAACGGGUUCAGACUCUGAAAAUCGAUACCCUUGAUAGGGGAUCAUCUAGAUGGAAGGGUGCGGAUAUAUUGGUUUUCAAUAGUGCGCAUUGGUGGUCCCAUGCCAAAACUAAAUCAGGGGUGAACUACUACCAGGAACGGAACCAAGUUUAUCCACAUCUUGAUGUUCCUACAGCUUUCAAAAGAGCCUUAACUACCUGGGCGUCAUGGGUUGAUAAAUAUGUUAUACCGGGUAAAACACAGGUGUUUUUUCGAAGUUCAGCACCAACUCAUUUCAGGGGUGGUGCAUGGAAUGCUGGCGGACAUUGUAAAGAGGUAAAUCAACCCCUUAAUUAUUCUUCAAAUAUAUUCGACCCUGAAAAAAGUUUAAUAACCGAAGAGGUCAUAAAACAAAUGAAAACCCCUGUAACUAUCUUGAAUGUUACUAGUUUGUCAGAAUUUAGGAUAGAUGGUCAUCCAUCUAUAUACGGUAAAAAACCCGGGAAAGCCUCUCGCUCACAUGUUGAGGAUUGUAGUCAUUGGUGCCUUCCCGGAGUUCCAGAUACUUGGAAUGAAUUGUUGUAUUAUUAUUUGCAAUCUAAUAAAAAAGUCAGUUCCGCUGUGUAAA